CAUGUUAAGAAAAUUGAAACUGACGAGAAAGCAGAUUGUGGAAUGCUGGAGGUUUUCCGAUUGAGUUCUUAGAUCAUUAUCUGAGAUCGGGCGACUGAUGCAAUGGCGACGGUGCAGGCUGUUACUGGUAACUUGACGGCCGCGGAGCGCGGUAUAUUGACCGCAAUCAACAGCGGCGCCUCUAGCCUCUCGCUCGUCGGUUCCGGCUUCAUAGUCCUUUGCUAUUUACUCUUCAAGGAGCUCCGCAAGUUUUCCUUCAAGCUCGUGUUCUUCCUCGCUCUCUCCGACAUGUUCUGCAGUUUCUUCAGCAUCAUUGGGGAUCCUUCAAAAGGAUACUUUUGUUACGCUCAAGGCUACGCGACACAUUUUUUCUGUGUUGCUUCUUUCCUGUGGACCACUACAAUUGCUUUCACUCUGCACCGAACAGUUGUUAGACAUAAAACUGAUGUGGAGGAUUUAGAGCCGAUGUUUCAUUUGUAUGUUUGGGGAACUUCUGUUGUUAUGACAGUAAUUCGUUCUAUUGGCAAUCACCAUCAUGGUCAUAUAAGCCAUGUUGGUGCUUGGUGUUGGGCACAAAGAGGGCUCACAGGACAGGUGGUCCAAUUUAUAACAUUUUAUGCACCGUUGUGGAGUGCAAUUCUUUUCAAUGGCUUCACCUAUUUUCAAGUGAUACGCAUGUUAAAAAAUGCCACUCGUAUGGCAGUGGGAAUGUCAGAGCGUGGUUAUCAAUCAGAUGCACGACAUGAUAUGAAGGCACUGAAUCGAUGGGGCUACUAUCCACUUAUUCUAAUUGGAUCGUGGUUCUUCGGCACGAUUAACCGUAUGCACGACUUUAUCGAACCAGGUCAUAAGAUCUUUUGGCUUUCUGUUCUUGAUGUUGGCAUGGCUGCACUUAUGGGCCUUUUCAACUCGAUAGCCUAUGGUCUCAACUCUUCAGUGCGGAGGGCCAUUUAUGAAAGAUUCGAUCUGUUUCCUGACAGGUUUAGAAGAUUGCUUCCUAGGAAUUUGAGGCCGAGAGGCCAGCAACAGGAUAGUGAAUUAGUUUCACUGAAAACUGAGGGCUAGCAAUUGCAGUUCAGUUCUUGGCCACUGCUAUGUGCACAUAUUUGAAUUAGAGAUCUAUUCUUUUGCAGAAGAUAAUUGACCAGGAGCAACAGAGGUACUGUGUCUGCCUUCCAUGUGAAGGGGAUUCUGCACGAUUGUUCUCUCUCAGGUGAACUAAUUUGACACACUAAACAAGUUUCGUUUAUGUUUAUCUCUGCAGCCGCUUUCUAACUGCAUGUAUAACUAGUGGCAACUGUACCAGCUCAUAUUUCUGGAAGCAUUGCUGUGCUACCCAUUUUCUUAUGUCAUCAAGAACUUAGUUUGCUUGAAGCAUUGGUUUUAUCUUCUUUAGUAGACAAUUGAGAUGUCUAAAAAUUGUCAGUUGAUACAUCUGUUUGAUAUUGUGUUUCAAUCUCGUAUUGUAGAUACAUUUGUUCGAUAUUGUGUUUCAAUUUCCCAUUCUAUUGCAGCAA
Messenger RNA from Salvia hispanica, 1517 nucleotides. RefSeq names its product G-protein-coupled receptor 1 (gene GCR1). The record is from RefSeq and is a predicted model, not a curated record. NCBI's taxonomy places the organism in Eukaryota, Viridiplantae, Streptophyta, Magnoliopsida, Lamiales, Lamiaceae. Gene Ontology annotation, cellular component: plasma membrane. Gene Ontology annotation, molecular function: G protein-coupled receptor activity. Gene Ontology annotation, biological process: cell surface receptor signaling pathway; adenylate cyclase-activating G protein-coupled receptor signaling pathway.